GCGCAGGGACUGCAGCACACCCUCAACACUUGGACCUGACAGUUCAUCUACAUUAAUCCGCAAACUACACCUGCAGCCUGACAUGGAGCGCAAAAUCCCCAACUUUGCCGGCACCUGGGAGAUGAGGAGUUCUGAGAACUUCGAGGAACUCUUGAAAAAGUUGGGUGUGAACAUGAUGCUGCGUAUGAUUGCGGUAAAGGCAGCUUCCAAGCCUCUGGUGGAAAUCACGCAGGACGGAGAGACGCUGUCCAUUAAAACCUCAACCACAGUCCGCACCACCCACAUCACCUUCACUGUGGGGCAGGAGUUCAAUGAGACCACAGUGGAUGGACGUGCCUGCACGAGUUUCCCAUGCUGGGAAACCGACAGUAAGAUCAGAUGUGAGCAGACUCUGCAGAAGGGAGAAGGGCCUAAGACGUCCUGGACCCGAGAGAUAACCAACGAUGGCAAACUGAUCCUGACCAUGAAAGCAGAUGAUGUGGUAUGCACCAGAGUCUACGAGCGACAAUGAACAAGAGCACUUCUCACUUUUCGUCCUUCCAGUCUCCCCCCUCCUCUCCUGCAUCACCACGUGCAUCACUAAUCCUCCUUUGAUAAGGCAGUGCUGGGAGAUAGCAGUUUAUAGUUUUAUUCCAGUAUCUCCGUUAGCUUCACUAUGUAAUAAGUGUGGUAACUGUAUCUAGUAUGUCACAUAUCUACAUGAUGGUCUUAGCUCCUGAGUUAUCUGCCUGUCUCUCCAGCUCCAUCAAACAUGACCAGGUGGGCUUUAAACAUGAAAGUGUGUAUUGGAUUUGUUGAGUGACAGCUCAUUUAUUUGGCAUUGUAUGUAAGUGUGUGUGUGUGUGUGUGUGUGUGUGUGUGUGUGGCAGCAGAAGUGGUGUGAGACUAUAUUUGUGAAUGUGUAAAUCAAUCUUUGAGCUCUUCCAGUUUCAGGUCAGUUAUGAUGUGUUUCUUUAGCCCUGCCCCACAACUUUAAUCUUUUCUAUCUCAUGACGACAUUUUAUAUUUAUUACUACACUAGGAGUCUGAUACAGUACUGCUUAAGUUUUUACUUUGUGUCUCUUUUAUAUGAAAUUUGAUCAUAGGAAACAACACUUUCUAUUGGAAAACAAUAAAGCACGAUGUUAACUCAGCCUGACUCUUCGACUCUUGGCCCUCCUGCACUGAAAACCAUUAGGGGCAUGAAAUCCUUUGACCGUGCACGUUUUAUGGUUUGUGAGUGUAGCUGCAGAAUAUAUAUGCACAUUCGAUGUCUCCAUCUUAUUUUAAGCUCUCUGUCAGCUGUCUGCAACUAGAAUAACUUGUCUGUCCCCUCCCUCUCAGUCUCUCCUGCUCCCUCUUGGUUUUUUUGUCUCCCCAUCCCUCCGUCAAUCAUCUCUCUGCCACAUGCCCUCGUUAUUCCUCCCUCGCAGCGCUUCAAGGCUCAAAAUGUUUCCAUGUGACUUUUUUUCUCCCCCUUGCUCACUUUUAUCACACAUUUCAUGUGGAUCUGCUCAUCCUGCAAUUUUUCCCUGGCAUGUGAAGCAACACGCAGAGAGCCAGCUGCAGGAAUGCCACUGUUGGGCUCUGCAGUUUUAUUAUUUCCAUUUCAAAUGCCAAUUGGCUAAAUUAGGUUCAUAUUUCUCUGGAAAGUCUUUAAAGGCUGCCUGACUUCAAGGAAUAGUUGAUUAUUUUGGGAAAUAUGCUCCUCGCUUUCGUGAGAGAGUCAGAUGAGAACAUUGAUACCACCCUCAUGUGUGUACAGAAAAUUUGACACUAGUGUAAAGUGACAGUUCAUCAUUUAAUAUAGGGGGAUUUCUUGGCUGGGACAAGACCCCAGGAACAGCACCAGCCUUUGCACUCGAUUUGGCAUAGUAGCCAAACCAUGGAAUUACAACUUGCAGGUCCGUCACAUGAUGCCAUUGGACCCAAAAAGAAUUUUCCCCAUGGACUUACAUUGUGAGGGACUCAAAAAUGUAUUCCCUUUCAAGUUAGCAGAGGGUUAAACCUGACGUUAGGUGCUCCAUUGGUGAAAGUUAGUCAGUUGGCUGAUGAAAGUCUCUAGUGCGCUUGCUCUAUGAGCCCAAUGAUUCGGAAGAUCUGGUUAAUUUUCAACCUGAGAACUCUCACCAUGCCCCACUGAACGACUUUCAUAGGAACGAACGAGCCCCCACCUUCAACGCUGUAUUUUUUUUAAACUUUUUUUUAAGUCAUACCAGUGUUUUAUAUUUUAUUUUAUUGUAAGUUACACAAUUUAUGCGUCUACUCAUG
This is a messenger RNA of Epinephelus fuscoguttatus (brown-marbled grouper), 2250 nucleotides long. It is a transcript of the gene crabp2a, whose product is annotated as cellular retinoic acid binding protein 2, a. Lineage: Eukaryota; Metazoa; Chordata; Actinopteri; Perciformes; Serranidae. The transcript is spliced from 4 exons. Gene Ontology annotation, cellular component: nucleus; cytosol. The coding region runs from base 83 to 511 and encodes 142 amino acids. Gene Ontology annotation, biological process: fatty acid transport. The record is from RefSeq and is a predicted model, not a curated record. Gene Ontology annotation, molecular function: fatty acid binding.